CGGAGCGGCCGAGCCGGGGGCGUUUCGGCGGCGCCGGCGGUGCCGGGGCGCCCGGCAGGAGCCUGUCAGCGUGCGGUGGCAGAGCCCGCCCGCGGCCUGCGGCCCCGCAGCGCCCGGCGGGGAGCCGACCCUGCCCGGCCCGCGCCCGGCCUCGGCCGCGCUCCCAGGCCGCGGCUCGGCCCGGCCCGGGAGGGAGCGCGGCUGGGCCGGCAGCGCUGUCAGGCGCGGGAGCUGCCCGCGGGCCGGCCGGUGUGCGAGCCGGUCCCUCAGCCCUGACCUCAUGCGGGCGGUGACGGCUUUGUGCCGUGUCAGUCGGGGCGCGUUGACGUUUCGCUUUUGUUCGAGUCCUCGGUGACUCUUAAACCAGUCGGAAAAGGCUCUUCACUCGUUCCUUCCGUGCGAUUUCUGCGUUUCUCUAAAUUUCAGCUACUUUAAAACCAUCUCAGUAAGAUCAGCGCCCUGAUUCCUUCCCGCUGCUUUGAGGAAUGGAAGGACAGAGCUCUUCUGUGGCUCUGCAUCCUGGCAGCAGGUUGGAGCUUCAUGAGCUUUGUCUCUCCAUAACCCCUCAGCCUCCUCGUAGACACAUUUUUGGUCAUUCCCCUCACUGGAAACUGUAGGGAAACCUUUCUCAGAGAUUUUAUUGUAGUAAAACCUCUCUUAGAAGAAAGACCGUGCCUCUUGUUGGUUUUGCAAUUAUUGUGCAUUGUUCUGGCUGGAUCUUUAGCUAAGGCACCUUUCAGUAUUUCCUAUAUGUGAAAACAACCACAAAGAACAAAUCUGGCAUUUUCCAUAAAGGCUACCAAGUGUAAUGACCACAACAUUUGGAUUUGGCAGCUCUUUAUAGCAAACCCAGCUUUUCUACAUAUCUUGUGGAGUGAGAAACAAAGGUUUCAGGGCAUGUGUCCAGAAUGGCCAGGUCUGCAGCCUGGGGGCCGUGCACAGUACCCUCAGCACACCUCUGAGGUGUUUGCCAGGGAUUCUAAGUAUCCACUGAGCCCUAUGGCUUCCUCAGAAACUUACCCGGCUCCAGGAGGAAAUGUUUUUACAGUAACAGUGUCCGGACUCUCCUAGGACAGGAGAUAAGAGGAUGGGGGGAUGCCUGACCUUCAGUUGAAAAAUGACAUUUCUUCGUAUUUUGAGCCUAAGGAAGGGUCUUCUGUUAGGCACUGGAUUUGGGCUGAAAAUCUCCCAUCAGUGCUCUUCAGCCAUUCUCUCUGGAAGGCCUGUCCUUCUGUAGGACUUGGAGGAAGGGAUUGUUUACAACAGGCUUCCAGGUGAUGGAGUAAUUUUACAUCUUUCUAGUAAAAAAGUAGAUGCUUCUCUAACAUAAGAAACUACUGUGAGUAGAGAAUCCAAAGAAUUCCAGGUCCUUGUGCAUCUGGAAGUGUUGGUGUUUCCAUUUUUUUUCAGUGGCUUAAAUAUUUGAAAAUACAGGUUGUGGAGGUAAAUUCUGCUGAACAGCUGUAAUGCCAUUCUUUGUGCUGCCUGAGCAUGACAACGGUUCCUGCCUUUGUGGGAGAUGUUGAAUGUUUCUACAUGACAACUAAACCUUAAAUUGGCAGUAUAUUUUGAUUUUCUAGUACGAUAGCAAUUGCCUUCGGAUGGAACCUGGAGUUACAGCCCAAUUACAGAGCCUCACUAAAUUUAAUAGAUUUGCAGUGCCAAAAGCUUUGCUGCUGAAGGGAUUGAAGAGUUAAUGUGGCUGUAACAGUUUGCAUUGAGAAUGGUGAAAUUUUAUAGGUCGCUGGAGAACCUCUGAAGGGCAGAAGGCGUGAUGAGAGUGUCUUUCAAAAUCCUGUGGUCUCUGUUGAGAAAUGCAAAGCUGUGGUGCAGGGAUGGUGUGAGGGAACAGGAGGCCUGCGGGUGUGUAGGGCACUGAGCAGCAGGACUUGACCCUUGGUGCUGCAAAAACUGCCUUCAAGCAUAAACCUUCUCCUUAAUGCACAGCUGGAGCAGAAGCAAUGAGAAAGAAUGUGUAGGGCUGGGAACAGGUGUGCGCCAGCAGUGGAAGGAGAAAUAACCCCAGACGACACCAAGGUGAGGCAGAAGGGAAGAUGCUUUAUCAGGCGAAGUGUUUUCCAUCUCCAGGCAAGUCUCCAUUUCCACCAGCCAGACAAGCAAGUCACCUUUGCUUUACCGGAGCCAUGGAUAUUUUGUGUUUUGUCUUGUCACUGUUGCAGACUCUGCUGUCUGCUCCAGAGCAGAUCACUGAUGUUCUUCAGCAGGAACCACCCAUUAAUUGCAGAUAACUGAGUGUUUCAGCCAUGGAGUCAGCGUGUUCCUGCACGGAGAGCUGGAGGUUUAGCUCGAGAGGAUGAAGAUAACUUAGAUUGUCUUGUGCCCUGGCUAAUUAGAGUGAUGCUGCUAGAGUUUAAAGCUAAUCUAAGCUUUGGAUUAUGCAGGCUGGUAGUGGAAGUUUUCCAGAGGUCCAGGAGCUGGGGAUUUUUCUCAGUAAAUUGAGAAAUCAUUUUCCAUCCAGUGGAACAGCAUCGCACCUGCACGCUGAAUGGCACAUCAAAAAUUGCUGCUGUAGUAAUCAAAAAUAGGAAUAAGUACUGAAUUGGUCAUGUAUAUGUGAGAGCCCUGAGGCUGUAACUCAGUAAAUAACUCUUCUUUUUGCAUUUGGGGAAAAAGAAAGGCAACCAGUGUGUGACAGUGCUGUUUUUUGGGAGCUGGGGUGAGGGAUGGAGACACAUGUGGGAGUCCACAGCUCUUGAGGGCCAUCAUCUUCUUGGACCCGAGACCAGUUGCCUGCUUCUUCAGCUGGCAUGAGUGCCCUGAAGCAUAGCCCUGCACAGGGCUUUGGAUUUGAUUGGUAUGAAAAAUAGAAAAUUACAUGAGAUGAAUGGUACCUUGUCUAAAUUAAUUUAUGUAAACCAAUAGUUUGGGACAGGAAGUUGCUUAUGCUCAGUUGAAUAUAAUGGGACCUGAUGCUUUAGAUCUGGUGGGUGAAAGGGAUCUAGUUAUUCCACCAAAAGAUGCAUGCUAUUGAAUUCCCCAAGUCCUAUGCCAAAUCACUUGAAUUUUAUAAUUUUUAUUGUUUUGAAAAUCAAACUACUUGCCAGGACCAUGCAGCUGGUGUAAGAUUGUGUUUUUCAUUGUGGUUUCUGUGUGGUGCUCACAGAGACUGAGUUGAGCCUCUGGUGUGCAUUUACAGAAUCUCAGAAUGGUUUAGGUUGGGGGAGACCUUAAAGACUGCUGCAUUCCUACCCCUUGCCAUGCAUGGCAAAAUGUUUCUUUGAAGGGUUUUUUGGGAGUGCUCUUCUCAUCCUUACAAGAAUGCAUUGCUCUCCAAUUCUGUUGCAUCCACGUUUUACCAGAAGGUCCUAGCUGCUUGUGUAGUUCUUAAUGGCAGUAGUGACAAUAAAUAACACUUGAAAUUAGAUUUUUCUAAAAGCCCAGAGCAGCACAAAAUAAGCUGCAAGUUUUUAUACAGUCAGGAAACUCUCAGAAUAAUUUUGAUUUUAACCAAAGGUGUACCUACUUCUGUUAUAUGAAGAUUAAUUUUUUGGUCAGGGAAAAGAGUCUCCUUGAUACUGAGUGUCUCCUAUCAAAUAAUUACUUUUAAGCUGUUUGUUUUAGCUUCAAUUCUUUUUUUCAUCCUUUACAUAAUUUCAGAAUUUUAAAAGCUUCCCUGAGAUUUCCUGGAUAUUUGUUAGAUGAAAGAAGGAAUAAUGUUGCAGAAGGUGCAGUUUUCAGUCAAACCUUAGUUCAGUGCUGAUGAUCACAUAGAUUUCUGGGCUGGUUAUAUUAUUGUUCAGGAAGCCCUGUGAGAAUUUGGUGAUAAAGGAGCACCUGUGGAAUGUGUCAGCCCAGAAAGGUCUGGUAGUGGUUAAAUUCUGGUUUAAAUAAAAAGCUUGUUGUAACACAGAGCACAGAUUGCUACUUAAAAAGGCAUUUUUCAUAACUUUUGAAGACAAGAUCAAAUAUAGUCAAGAUGCUUCUGAUUUUAAAUAGCAUCUCAUUUUGUUUGCUAAUUACGUUGGUGGAUCCUUGUGGAAAGUUAUGUACUGCAAAGCUCUGUCAGUAUUCACAGUGUGCUUCUUCCAAAUGAAAAUACCCUUACCAUGGGAAAUUAGUAACUCAGCUAAUGGGAAUUGAUUGACCAAAUAUUGUGCUGGCUGGACUGCAGCUCCCAAGAAAAUUGCUAAUUCCCAUUUCCCUUGUGCCUGACAGCUGCCUUGGUUUGUAUCUCAGCUGCUGAAAGGGGUAAUUUCUACAUGGCUAAGUUAGCUGCUUAUUCUGAAGUUAUCAUUCUGCUUUUUAGAGCAGUCCUGAGCACCUCAGCAGUCAAAUUCUGUUGGAAUAAAACCCAGUGGCUCAGCUGAGGCGUGUCCAUUGCAGCUUGGCAUGAGCUGUGGGCUUUCAGCAAACUUCUUGAACCUUUAACAAACUGAUGUUUCAUUAAACCUGCUGUCAGACUACAUCAGGAUAGCACUGGAAAGAGUUAAGUGUGCUAUAACAAGCUGUAAUUUUCUCUUUGUCAGAAACAUUUGGGUUUCAGUGUUUUAGCUUGAGGGCUAUGGGAGUGCAGCAGACCAGUGUGAGAAGCAGUGACCGGUUCUGUGUCAGCAUGAGUGAACGAAGCCUGCCUUGCUGGAGACAUGCUUGGUUUGUUUUCUUUGUGUUUGGGAAAGCAUAAACUCUAAACAAAACACUUCUGUAGCUGGAACACUUCACAAGGCUCUUUCUGUGAUUCCUUGGGGUCUGCUAAGAUGUGUGCUCAGUCUCAGGUUUGCCAGGUAACUUACUGUAGUGAAAGUUGGAGUUAAUGAACCAAUGUUGAUUACUUAUUUUCCUUAGCCAAAUUUGGUCUCAUCCCAUGUGCACAAUGGCAAUGGAGACAGCAGCAGUUAUUUUCUUCUUCUUCUUCCCAUAGCCCAUGCUGACCAUCCUGUUUCACACCGGAUCUUGCUAGGGCAGCCUGUCUUUCCCAGUUUUUCUUUGGAGCAGUUGGGUGUCGUGGUGAGGAACACUCAGCAGGGAGAACUGAAGGAACAAAACCCCUUUGGUGCUUUGCACCAAGGAGUUCAGAAGAUCUUUUUCUUCUCUCUACUUCCCCAUGCUUUAGCCAAAAUCACCCUCACCCUGCUGGGCUAAGGCACAGGCCUUCAGCAUGGGGACCGGCUGCUGCACCUUGGAGACUUCCUUAAAAACAGCUUUUCCAUGGCCCAGCCUUUCCUGUGAAGUCUUGGCCUGGCUUUGGAGGUAACCAGCCAGUUUGUUACAGGACUCAGCUUUAGACUGUGGAACAUCCUUUUAUGAAAAGGGUGAAAAAGUAGAACUAGUGCAAUAUCUGCUGUAGAAUGUGAAAACCUUUUUUCGUUUUGGCUUUUACAAAAAUUACUAAAAUUUUCUAUUUCAAAUUUUGAUUUUGCUCCUCAGCUUGGUGUCUGGUCAUGGUAUUUAGGCAGGUGCAUAUGGUUGGAAACAGGUCACUGCUUGUGGUUUAUCCAUCAGGCAUUCGACUUGGUGCUACGCUUCUUGAGUUGCAAUUACUUAGAAAUACAAGAAGAUACAAGAGGUUGAAAAGUGCUAGAUGACCAUUAAAAUUGCUGCAAAGCCUCUAUGAUGUGAUUGAAUGUAAAACCUCUUUCCUUCUCUCUGAGUUGCUGGAUAGGUGCAAAGUGCACAGGCUACAGCACAAUAAGGCUUUGAAACCAAUUUUACUUUGUUGUCUAGAUAGACGACAACAAAUCUCUGCUUUUUCUUUCUGAGUGUUCUUCUAUUUUCUGCUUCCCCUGUUUGUUUUUGGGCAGUCCCCUUCCCGACUGAUGAGCAGGCAAGCACAUAAGCAGAAAAUCUCCUUGAGAACCACCCCUGGGCUGUGCCUAUAAACCCCGUUGAUUUGAGGGGCGGUGUUUUGUUGUCCCGAAGCCAUUUAGCUUUACUGCUGUGUUUUUAUGGUCCCAGGAGCUGGAGUGCAGCUUGGUGAGCCCAGGAGCAAGGCCUAGGAAUGGAUUCACCUCUCCACAUUGGCCGCCUGCAGCAACAAUGUCUGGCUGAGGUGGUCCUGUGGGCUUGGAAUGUGCUUCUGGAAUGGGCUUAACUUGGGCUGGUUUAGGCACCUGCUCACGGAGCAGAGAGACACCCUGGCUGUGCUGGUUUCUCUGUUCUGAACAUUAGUUUAAUCAAGAUAAGUUCGUCCUAAGACUCAAAUAAAUACAUUAUUCUAGAUAAAACUUGCCCAGCUUAGAAGAAUAGAAUGUCAUUUCCAGCUAAAGGGAGUAUUCAACUUUCUGCCUGUAGUGAAAGGUUGAUUUUUCAAGCUCCUCAGGCUUUGCUGUUCAAAUCUGAAUUUAGUAAUAUGUGCUUUUUGCAUUGCUGAGGAGAGCGUUUGACUUGGUGCAAAACUGCAUAUUAAAAAUGGAGCUAUUCACCAGUAUGUUCAGUAUUUCUGUUAUUUCACAUCACUGAUGAAAUGUGAUGGUUUUCUUUCAGGAUUCCAUAUUUGGGAGUUUCUGUUUAACCAUGUUUGCCAGUCUGGAAUUACCUGAAGUCCUGUUGCACACCCCACAAUACUGAAGUUGUGAAAUUUGUUUUGGUGGUUUGAAUCUUUCAGCAGUAUUUGCAAAGUGCUGAGUGUUACAGCAGAUGUCUCACCUGGAAAGGACAGUGCCAUUGCCCUCAUGAUGGAGUGGGAAAAUGUGUAUGCUAACAUAGGUGGUGUCCACUGAAAGAUCAACUGGAAUACUUCUCAAGUCACAUGCAGCACAAUUCUGCCAGGAACCCCCUUCUGUUUGUCCUAGUGGAGGAACAGCUUGGGCACUGCCAUGGCCACCAUUUUCAGCCUCAUACAGUUGGUCUCACAGAGCCCAAUACUGGGUCACCAGCAUCACCUUGACGUCUGACAGGCUCCCAUUGUUGGAAACAAUGGUUUUGGAUGAUCUACCUAACUUAAAAGAUACAUAUGCCUCCUUGUACUCCUCAGCUAUGGAAGACUUAGAGGUGGAUUUUGAUUCAGGACUGGAGGAAGAUGAACUGAAACAGGAGGCUGCUCCUGGGGAUUCCACAAUCUUUGUGGCUUUUAAAGGAAAUAUAAGUGACAGAGAUUUUGAGCAGAAGCUGGAUACCAUACUGGAGAAUGUGCCUGGCCUUUUACACAUGGAUUCCAACAAGUUAAAAGUGCAGAAGAUAGAGCCUUGGAACAGUGUUCGUGUCACCUUCAACAUCCCCCGGGAAGCUGCCGAGCGGCUGCGAAUCCUGGCUCAGAACAACAACCAGCAGCUCCGAGACCUGGGCAUUCUCUCAGUCCAGAUUGAAGGGGAAGGUGCUAUCAACUUGGCUUUAGCCCAGAGCAGGAGCCAGGAUGUGCGGAUCAACGGGCCCCUGGGAGCGAGCACCGCCAUGCGUAUGGACACAGGAUUCCCCAUGCAGGGUGCGCAAGGUUUAAUAAGAAUGAGCAAUGCUGCAGCUGUCAUGAUGUCCCAGGGUGGAAGUGUGCCCUCCUCUAUGGUGGCAAGUGGUGCUAGUGCUGAGCUGCAGGCACGAACACCUCGGCCUUCCUCACAGCCAGAUGCAAUGGACCCACUCUUAUCUGGGCUAAAUAUGCAGCAACAAAAUCAUCCAUCUGGAUCUUUAGCUCCUCAGCUCCAUUCAAUGCAGUCAGUUCCUGUAAACAGGCAGAUGAACUCAGCCAACUUUCAGCAGCUACAGCAGCAGCAGCAGUUGCAAAAUCGGCCUCCCCAGCCACAUCAGCAGCCACCGCAGGGUAUUCGACCUUCCUUCACUUCACCAGCACAGGUUCCAGUUCCCCCUGGCUGGAACCAGCUUCCUUCUGGAGCACUUCAGCCUCCCCCAACCCAGGGAGCACUGGGUACGUUGACAGUAAACCAGGGCUGGAAAAAGACCCCAUUGUCUGGACAAAUGCAGCAGCAGCUUCAAGCAAGACCAUCUCUAGCAACAGUACAAACUCCUACUCAUCCUCCACCUCCAUAUCCUUUUGGAAGCCAGCAAGCUUCUCAGGCGCACUCAAACUUUCCCCAGAUGAGCAAUCCUGGCCAGUUUACUGCUCCUCAAAUGAAAAGCCUUCAGGGAGGGCCCUCACGGGUUCCUACACCGCUACAACAACCCCACCUGACCAAUAAGUCUCCCGCUUCUUCUCCCUCCUCCUUCCAGCAGGGUUCUCCUGCCUCAUCUCCCACCGUUAACCAGACGCAGCAGCAGCUGGGACCAAGGCCUCCCCAGAGCAGCACUCUUCCCCAGGGAUUCCAGCAGCCUGUCAGUUCUCCUAGUCGUAAUCCUAUGGUGCAACAGGGGAAUGUACCCCCCAACUUCAUGGUGAUGCAGCAGCAAAACCAAGGUCCACAAGGUUUACACCCUGGUUUAGGAGGAAUGCCCAAGCGGCUCCCCCCGGGGUUCCCUGCAGGCCAGGCUAACCAGAACUUCCUGCAAGGCCAGGUCCCCUCCACAGCUCCAGGAACGCCAGGGAACAGCGGAGCACCACAGCUGCCAGCCAGCCAGAACGUGCAGCACACAGGUGGCCAAGGAUCUGGACCUCCUCAAACUCAGAUGCAAGCAGCACAUGGCCCACCAAAUAUGAUGCAGACCAAUCUAAUGGGACUUCAUGGAAGUAUGACCAACCAGCAGGCUGGUGCUAGUGGGGUACCACAAGUUAACAUGGGCAAUAUGCAGGGACAGCCUCAGCAAGGACCACAGUCCCAGCUUAUGGGGAUGCAUCAGCAAAUCGUGUCCUCUCAAGGACAGAUGGUGAACAUUCAGGCUCAGGGAUCGCUGAACCCUCAAAACCAGAUGAUACUUUCUCGAACUCAGCUCAUGCCGCAAGGCCAAAUGAUGGUGACGCCCCAAAACCAAAAUCUUGGUCCCUCUCCCCAGAGGAUGACCCCACCCAAACAGAUGAUUCCCCAGCAGGGACAGCAGAUUAUGUCCACACACAAUCAGAUGAUGGGACCUCAGGGCCAGGUCUUGCUACAGCAAAACUCAAUGAUGGAGCAGAUGAUGACCACUCAGAUGCAAGGAAAUAAACAGCCUUUUAGUACUCAAAACCAGUCCAAUGUUAUGACGGGGCCAGCUCAACUGAUGAGAGGACCAACCCCAAACAUGCAAGGAAACAUGGUGCAGUUCACUGGGCAGAUGAUGGCACAGCAGGGCCCUGUGAAUGGGAAUCCUUCUCAGGUGAUGGGAAUUCAAGGGCAAGUUUUAAGACCCACUGGACCUGGUCCUCACAUCUCUCAGCAACUUGGGGAUACUGCGACCACAACAAACAAUGAUGGGAACUUGACACAGAUGUUACCUGAGGUUCCUGUGCAGCAGCCAAACAUGGUGCCUUCUCAUAUGCAAGGAAUGCAAGGAAACAGCAGUGCUUCAGGGAGUCAUUUCUCUGGCCAUGGGCUGCCUUUCAAUACAGGGUUUAGUGGAACUCCCAAUGGGAAUCAGGUUUCCUGUGGGCAGAACCCCGUGUUUCCUGUCAAUAAAGAUGUGACACUCACGAGUCCACUCUUGGUUAACCUGCUCCAGAGCGAUAUCUCAGCAGGGCACUUUGGUGUGAACAACAAACAGAAUAACCAGAAUGCCAACAAGCCAAAGAAGAAGAAGCCUCCAAGGAAGAAGAAAAAUAAUCAACAGCUAGAACAAACAACUUCUUCAGAGUCACGUCCAGCUGGCCUGGAGGAGAGUGAUCAGUCAUCGAUGUCUGGAGACCAAGGAAUGAAUUUAGAGAAGUCAGGCCCUAAACUCUCUGAUUUUGCAAGUAGGCCACCAGGUUAUCCAUCUCAGCCAGUGGAGCAAAGGCCACUUCAGCAGAUGCCACCUCAGCUCAUGCCACACACGCAGCAGCCCCAGCCCCAGCAGCAGCAGCAGCAGCAGCAGCCCCAGGCAGCCCCGCAGCAAGGCCAGGCAGCCCCCCAGACACCACAGCAGCAGCAGAUGAUGAUGAUGCUGAUGAUGCAGCAGGAUCCCAAAUCAGUUAGGCUGCCUGUGCCCCAGGGGGUCCACCCUCCCAGGGGGCCGCUGAACCCAGAUGCCCAGCGGAUGCCAAUGCAGCAGAGCGGGAACAUGCCAGUGAUGGUGAACCUCCAGGGGCCUGGGCCUGUGCCUCCCUCUCCUGACAAACAGAGGAUGGCCCUGCCAGGCAACCCUCCUCUGGGAAAUAAUGCAAGAAAAAUGGUUUAUCCAGAUAACGUACAGAAUCCUUCCAGCUCACCCCUCAGAGAGGUGUCAUCAGUAUCCUCUCUUCCAGAAGGAGGUGGAGCUGAGGGCCCUCCAACAUCAGGAGCUCAGAAUAAUGUGACAUCUCAUUUAGUAGUUUCACAGAACCAGUUAAUGAUGACAGGACCCAAGCCUGGACCAUCCCCACUUUCAGCUGCCCAAGGUGCAAGUCCCCAGCAGCAGUCUAGUUCUCUGUCUAGUGCUCUUACACACCAUUUUCCAAAUGUUGCUGCCCCAUCACAAACGUCAAGGCCUAAAACCCCAAACAGAGCUAGCCCAAGGCCAUAUUACCCUCAGACUCCUAAUAACCGUCCACCCAGCACAGAACCCUCAGAAAUUAGCCUGUCUCCAGAGAGGCUUAAUGCCUCUAUUGCUGGUCUGUUCCCUCCCCAGAUCAAUAUUCCUUUACCUCCCAGGCCUAAUCUCAAUAGAGGGUUUGAUCAGCAGGGUCUGAAUCCCACCACUUUAAAGGCCAUUGGACAAGCCCCAUCAAAUCUCACAAUUAACAAUCAGUCCAGUUUUACUGCCUCACAGUCACACAAGUUGGAAGGUGUGGUCAUUAAUUCGGGCAAACAAACCAAUGCUGGAGGAACAAAGAGAGCAAGCCCAAGCAAUAGUCGAAGGUCCAGUCCUGGAUCCAGUAGGAAAACUACACCAAGCCCUGGCAGACAGAAUUCAAAAGCAGCUAAAUUAUCAUUGACAACUCAGCAGAAUCCAUCUCUCUUGCAGAACAUGGAAUUACAGAGAAAUAUGAUGGCUAGUCCCUCUUCUUUGCCAACACCUGUGACCACAAGUUUUCAAAAUAACUCCAUGCUAAGUAACCAGAAUCCCACAGUUUCUGUACCUGCUGUAACUGGCAUUCCUGAAGACAAUAAGGAGAGCCUUAGUGUGCCUCAAGAUACUGAGAGUCAAAGUGCACAAGGUGCCCUAGGUAGCAAGGACCAGCCCAGUAUGGAAUUGAAAGGUGCCCCUACUCCAGAAAUUAAAGUGCUGGUUCCUGAGGAGCAGGCAAAAAAAGAUGGGCAAGCCUUAGACAGCAGUAAGCUCCCAGUCAUGGAGGAAAGUAAAGCCAUGGUAUCUCCAGCCAUGAGGGAGGCACCAACUUCUCUAAGUCAACUUCUUGACAAUUCUGGAGCUCCUAAUGUGACCAUUAAGCCCCCUGGGCUGACUGGUCUUGAAAUGGCACCAAUAGUCCCCACUGGUGAGGAGCUAAAGAAGAUAGCUGUCAUUCCUCCACUGCCAGAUUCAUCCUUGAGCAAGGAGCCAUCUAAUUCACUUAGCCUGCCUCAAAAUAAUGAACCCUGUCCAAAUCCAGGGCACCAGGAACUGGGAGAAGUAAAUGCAAGUGUGGCACAGAGUGUUCCUCCAGUAAUGCAGAGGCCUGUUAGCUCUUCUAUUUCAGGUCCUUUACCUCCCAAUCAGAUAACAGUUUUUGUGACUUCCAACCCUAUUGCGUCUGCUGCUAAUACAUCAGCUCCGUUGCCAUCCCAUUUGCAAUCUGCGUUAGUGUCCACUGUUGUCACCAUGCCCAAUGUGGGGAGCAAAGUGAUGGUUUCAGAGGGACAGUCGGCGGCCCAGUCCAAUGCCCGGCCGCAGUUCAUCACACCUGUGUUUAUAAACUCAUCCUCAAUCAUCCAAGUGAUGAAGGGCUCUCAGUCCAGCACGAUUCCAGCAGCCCCCAUGACUUCUAACUCGAGUGUGAUGCCUCAGUCGGUCGCGGUUGUUGGUCCUUUGCAUAUCCCACAGAAUAUUAAGUUUUCUUCCGGGCCCACUCCUCCCAGCACCUCAUCCACCAGUCCUGUGUCCAGUAUUCCCACCAGCAGGUCACUCGUUCUGAAUCCCCUGGCAUCUCCUGUCCAACUGCCUUCUUCCACUCCCGCUCCUUCCAGUGUUCCUUCACAGCUUCCUGCUCAGCAAGCCAAGGACUUCAGCCCGGAGGAGACUUCCCAAGGGGCAGGGUCGGGUGAGCAGUGCCCUGUGCCAGCAGCUCAGUCGGGAACUGUUGUUUCCUCUCUGCUUACAAGCAGCCCAGGCUCUGGGAAUAGACGCAGUCCUGUUUCAUCCAGCAAGGGAAAGGGAAAGGUAGACAAGAUAGGCCAGCUCCUGCUGACUAAAGCGUGCAAGAAGGUCACUGGCUCCUUGGAGAAAGGGGAAGAGCAGUACGCUUUGGAUGGAGAAACAGAAGGUCAGGCACUAGAAACGUCGGUCCCAAAUAGUUUGGGGACAGAGCAACCCCCGGCAGAACUCGAUAACAAAAGCGGGACCCCUCCAGCACCCAGCAUAACAAAACAGAGCACUUCUGGGCCCAGCAGCUCGAGCCUCAGCCCCGCGGCGGCCGCUCCCUCCUGCGCGUCCCCGGGCGCGCCCCCCAGCACUCCCGGCCCCGGCGCGCUCCCGGCCGCAGCCCCUCCGGCCGGAGCCCCCCCGGCAGCCCCGGAGCCCGCGGGCUCCAGCGCCAACGGCGGCAACCCUGGCGGGGGCCCGGAGCCGAGCGGCAGCGCCGCGGCCGAGGAGAAGCCCGCAGCACCCCCGGAGAUGCUGCAGAGCGCAGCAUCCUCUCAACAUUUAACACAGAAAAAAAGUUCAGUUGCAACAUCAGAAAGUACUGUUCAAAGAACAGAACUUGAGACAAAUGCUGCAGUAGUUGCUGGUCAAAGUAAUGAGACAAAAGAGAAUUGUGAAAAGUCUAAAACUCCAAGUAGAAGAAAUUCAAGAACAGAGGAUUCUGCCGCUUCACAGGAAACCGUAGAGAACGGGCAGCGCAAGAGAUCCUCGCGACCUGCGUCUGCGUCUGGCACAGCUAAAGAAACGAGUGCCAGUGCAAUGCAGUCAAAAAGAAGAAAAUCCAAGUAAAUUACUGCAUGGAAACAUGAGACUUGUAAAUGAGUGUGAAUUUACCAAUAGCAAUUUUGAGCUGUGAUUUUUCUUUUUAAAAUAAAAUUCUGUACAGUAAGUAAUUUUAAUAUUAUACUGUUCCCAAUAAAUGAUUUUUUUUUCCUAAAAAAUAGAUAAAUAGAUAUAAAAACUGGGUUCUUCUAAAACCCCCUGGAUUUGCAAAAUGAAGUCAGGGUUAGCACAUUAGGGUAAUGUGUUUGUAUGAAAUGGAAGGGGAGGGGAAGACAAUUGUAAAUUUGUUUGUUUCCACUUUUCAUAAACAAUUUAGAAUACAGGGUUGUCAUUUUUAGGUAUUAAAAUAAUGUAAUGUGCUGUUGUUUAAGUACUGUAUGUGAAUAGCAGUCAGAGGGUUUAUAAACAAACCUCAUGUUGUUUGGAAAUGUAAAUAAUUUUAUUAUAUAGUAGAUCUGAUGUAUUUGUUGUAGAAAUGGACCAGUGAAAGAAAAAAUAAAUUUAAGGGUUUGUAUAAUGUGGAAUCCCUCAUGCUCUAAAUAAAUGUUAUUGUCCUAUA
This is a messenger RNA of Motacilla alba alba, 13573 nucleotides long. It is a transcript of the gene NCOA6, whose product is annotated as nuclear receptor coactivator 6. Gene Ontology annotation, cellular component: histone methyltransferase complex; transcription regulator complex; nucleus. The coding region runs from base 6874 to 13020 and encodes 2048 amino acids. Lineage: Eukaryota; Metazoa; Chordata; Aves; Passeriformes; Motacillidae. The transcript has 16 exons. Gene Ontology annotation, biological process: positive regulation of transcription by RNA polymerase II. The record is from RefSeq and is a predicted model, not a curated record.